AUGGAUCGCGCGUACUUGCGCGCGAGGUUAGAUCGAUCCUUCGAGGAGAGUUACGACGUGUUUCCGAUGGUUUCGUUGACGAAUUCGGCGGAGAAUGAGAGCAGGCCUGGAGAGAGGGACUUUGACAAUCUCUCGGGCACAGUCUCGCAGGGUUUGUUGGUCUCUCGAUUUUUUAAGAGAUUGACGAGGAAGUAUUGCGAGGUUGAAACGUGUUUCAUCGACAGCGCGUCGAAUUUGAAGAAGAAGAAGACGAGUAGCGAGAAAGUGCCGUUUCAGUUUUUUAUGCCGAGCCGGACGAGCGCGAGAGAACAUCGGGUGUACGUGGAGUGCGCGAUUGAAAAGAAAAAGGUACCGGCGGUGAAGAUUUGCGCGGACGCGACGAGUUUCGAGAAGAGCGAGUUGCGGUUGAAAUUUUUAGAGGAGGAGGAAGACGAGAGAAGAGCGACGAUGAUGGACGAAAGGGUUUUGAGGGUGUUGCCAGAUGCCGUCCUUAACUAUUUGACGAAAGAAGAGUCGAAUUUUGAGGGAUUCGGUACGGACGAGCAUCAAACUUGCGCGAGGAGAUUUAUUUUAAGAAGGAGUAAAGAGAUGACGACGACGACCGGCAAAGACAGCAUUAACUUUACGGUGGAAGGUGUGGAAGUUGAGCGACCAUUCGUGAGAUACCGCGGGUGUAGGAGUGCUACGGCUGGAUCGAUUACAGAACGAAAUGCCGCGAGCGAGUCGGUGUCGAACGCGUCUUUGGAGAUUACGAGCGUUCGGCCGUUCUCGAUGGCGUUGAAACGUCUCGGCGACUUGAAGGUUGCGUGCCAACGCGCAAACGUUCCCAUUGAGAAUAUGGUGCCAUUUUUCACUCCGAAGACUGGAAAAAAGAGAAAAGCUGCCGAGGCAAUGAAUGGAAUCGAGAAAGAAGAAGUAUCCGUUUUAGACAUUUCUUCUACGCCGCUUUCCGUCAUGGCUAUACCGCGGCUGGAGAAGCAAGCCAUAGUGACUUGUCUUCGUCGCGAGUUGCCUUUAUCACUCGGAUUCUCUAGCGAUGAAGAAUAUUUAGAAUCGUUCGCGGCGUUUCAUCACUUGAGCAUCGAUAAAGGUUCACUCAUUAACCGAACUAUUAAACCAGACGGGGUACAAGCGAAGAAGGAGUAUUAUGGCGUCAGAUACGCCGAUGUAGUGUUUGAGAAUACGACGGAAAGAUGGGUUUAUCCGAUCACUUUGUUGCUUAAACAGAACGGCGCAACCGAAAUAGCUGCGAGAAAUACCGAGGAAUUCUCGCAAUCGUUGAUCGUGAAGAACUUUGCGGAAAGUAUCGAGUCUACGACGCAUUUGGGCAUCUCCGUAUCGUUUUUUCGAGACGAAGAGAACGGUGCAAUAGAACGAGAGGCGAUGGCUAACGAACUUGCUCAUGGUGAUGAUAUUUUGGACGCAAGUGCGAAUCAGAUUUCUAUAGACCCACUCUUACAGGCGCUGCAAACGCACUCGCCGCCGUUUCUCGGGUUUCGCUUGGCCCUGGAUGAGUACAUCGACCCGGUUCUUGAAAAUACUCCAAACACUAGACGACGUUUGCGAAGAGCGUCGUCGAUUUCAGCCGGAGCAAACUUCAACGAUGUCGUGCACGACUUCGGAGGAUUGCUUACGCAAAGUACGAUACCGUUGACGCUUGAUUUAAACCAACCGCUCGCGAUUGAUGAGCAAGAUGGAAUGGACGUGGUUCGGGCGCAACAACGCCACUUUCUAUUGAAUAGCCCGGUUCAAGACGAGGAAGUGGCGAUGGCGUUCACAACGUUGGAUGAGAGGAAGACGAAGAAAGCAAAGACUAUAGUGAAAGCUACAACGAUAAAAACGCCACCGCCGCCCAAAGCACGCGUGCCACACUUUUCUAAAAGUAGCACGAAGACGACGACAAAGCCACCACCAAAGAAGAUGAAAAGUGAAGAAAACAAUUCCUCGACGGAGAGAUUCGAUGCAAUAUCGGAGAUUUUGCGAGACGCAGAGGAGAAAACUCUUCUGUCGAAAAGUGGAGGAUCGAAAUACCUCACCAUAGACGAUUUGCUAUUCUUCUUGGAAUAUUCUGAUCCAAACGUGGGCGCAGACUGUCGCAAAAAGAUUGGGAGGCGAAACGGUUUCAGUCGAGCAGACGUGAUGAAGGUCGUUCUGCAACUCAUUAAGAAAACCGCAAAACGAAAAACAUUUCGCGGAAGGAACGACAGAGUUGCAUGA
This is a messenger RNA of Bathycoccus prasinos, 2217 nucleotides long. RefSeq lists its product with no specific name. Bases 1 to 2217 code for a protein of 738 amino acids. Lineage: Eukaryota; Viridiplantae; Chlorophyta; Mamiellophyceae; Mamiellales; Bathycoccaceae. The transcript has a single exon. The record is from RefSeq and is a predicted model, not a curated record.